This is a messenger RNA of Amaranthus tricolor (Joseph's coat), 1763 nucleotides long. RefSeq lists its product as uncharacterized. The record is from RefSeq and is a predicted model, not a curated record. Bases 450 to 1469 code for a protein of 339 amino acids. The transcript has 2 exons. NCBI's taxonomy places the organism in Eukaryota, Viridiplantae, Streptophyta, Magnoliopsida, Caryophyllales, Amaranthaceae.
UUACAAAAGGUGAGUGGUAGCAAUUUUUAAAAUUUUUUCCAUAAAAUAGCACUCAACUCUUAAAAAAUUAACUACGAUAACAUAAUUUCGUAAAAAAAAAACAAAAAAAUAAAAAAAUAAAAAAUUGCUGAUGAUGAGAAAUUGAAUGGAAUAACUCAAAUUUCAAAGAUCAUCAAGGUAAGAACACAAAAACCCAGAAAAUAACUGUAAACAAAAACCCAGAAAAGAAAGAAGAAAACCCAAACCUAACUUAAAGCCUUGAAAUAAUGGAGUUUUUGUUCCCUCUGAGACGUUGGUGUUACUGGUGAUGAAGUUUCUGGUAGAUUUUGAAAUAUUUGUAUAUAUUUUGUAUUGACUAAAUAUAGCAUUAGUUACCUAACUUAUAGCCUUGCCAAAUUAAAAGCCUAGAUUAUAACCUAAUUAAUUAAAAGCGGUGUAAUAGCUAAUUCAUGGUGUAUAUAUUGCCUAAUAAUGGAAUGAGAGAGACACAGAAUGAUAUUCUUUCAUGGUAUCAGUAUACUAGGUUUUCUUUUCACGCUUUCGCAUCCUCUUUCUUUUCUUCUUCUUAUACUGCUUUCGAUUUGUACCAUUUCUUUUCCAUCAACAUGGGCGAAUUGAAAUCAUCUCAUUCCUUCCACCCGGCUCUUGCUGUCUCUAACAUCAAGACCCAUUUUCCAAUCACCCUUGAGAUGGAGAACGUUCAGUAUGCGAAUUGGGCAGAAUUGUUCAAGGUUCAUUGUCGGUCUCAGAGAGAAGAAAAACUCCAUUAUCACACCAUCGUCAAUAUCGAACAUUUAUCGAAUGAGAUAGAGAUUCAGAAAUUCAAAAAGAAAGAUAAAGAGAUUAAAGAUGAAGGACAACAGAGUAAGCAAUCAACCAUUGUUGGAACUCCAUCAUCAACAACAUCAACACCAAGAUCAACAGAAAGAGGAGAAAUCCAUGAUCAUACGAUAAUCAAUAUUGGGCAAGUUAAAGAUGAAGAAAAAGAAAUUGAAGGUGGUAUCGUGAUUCUUACAAAUCCAGAAGCAGAGUUUCAACAUAUGAUGAUCAUAGGAUCUUCACCAAGAAGAAGAAAUCAUCCUCACAUGUGUACAGAAGAUUCCCCUCUUCCCAAUGAAAAUGAUGAUUUCAGUCACAACAAACGUCGAAUCCGUGAUCGAAUUCAUCUUUUAGAUGGGAAUCCUAAUGACGGAUGCGGUUUUGCCUGUAGUGUUUACGCUGUUAUUAUCUUCUGUAUCGUGCUAUUAUGGUUGCUUGCUUUCCGAGUGUAUCUCGAUCUGAGAAUCGAGGAUGGUAGGAUGAUUAAUAAAACAUCUACCGAAAGGGAUGUUUUUCUGAAUGACACUGAAGGAACUCUGAGCCGAAUGGCUAUCUUGGCAGUCGCAAAUUCACCUAACCCCAACAUUCAGUUCAUGCUUUCACUGAUGGGGCUUGCAGGUGAUACUUCUCUGGUGAGCAGCAGUAAGUGACGCGCUCCUCUGAUCUGUGUAUCGACCAUUUAGCUUCAAACCUGUUUCAUUGGUAGCUAGACAUAUCAGAUCAUAUUAUUUUUGUAUUUUGGUUCCAAUAAUAGUUUAGGCAAUGUCAUAUAAUUGUGUACUAGUAUUUUUGUGUCCUCCCCUUAUCUUUGGGUAAUAAAUGCAGUAGCUCGUGCUAAUUGAGACAUCAAAAAAUUUACAUGAUUGAAUGUUUGUACAUUAUAUGCCAUUGAAUUCUACAACAACAGUAAUGAUAGUGCAAAAGUUGUAACCCAAAAGAUUUGA